Molecule: messenger RNA, 5044 nt
Organism: Mobula hypostoma (lesser devil ray)
Lineage: Eukaryota; Metazoa; Chordata; Chondrichthyes; Myliobatiformes; Myliobatidae
Gene: fancc
Product: FA complementation group C
Exons: 15
Coding region: 328-2019 (563 amino acids)
Biological process (GO): cellular response to oxidative stress; nucleotide-excision repair; interstrand cross-link repair
Cellular component (GO): Fanconi anaemia nuclear complex
Source: RefSeq, a predicted model, not a curated record
UGGAAUAGCUAUUAGAUUGGAGAGGGAAGCCUAUUGCAGAAGGAUAAUCAUCUGUUGUAGUAGCCACAGCAGUUCUGUUACUUGUUUUGCUGAGUGUCUGAUAAAAGCUGACUCCCGGAAUGGGGAUGCCCUUUUUUGUUGGGCAAUACAGCGGCAUAGCUGCCUUGCAGCUACAGCAACCUGAAUUCAGCCCUGAUCUCCAGUUCCGCCUGUGACUCCAUGGAUUUCCCCCGGAUACUCUGGUUUCCUUGCACAUCCUAAGACAUACAGAUUCCACAGUAAACAGAAGAGUCUUUUCCUUUUGAAUGAUUUUUAAACUUGAGUCUUAUGGCUUGUGUUAUGGCCAAAGCAACCUCCAUUCCUUCUUCCGGUUUUGCCUUUGAAUACUGGUUGAAUAAGGCCGUUGAAUGGGGGCAGGCCACUACUUUGGAAUCCCAGCAAGAUGUCUGCCUGCACCUGCCUAAAUUACAGGAGUUCCUGAAACAGAUUUAUGAAGCUAUACAGCAUAUGAACACUACUGAAGCAUUAAAAUUAUUUCCAAUGAUCGGUCAGUUUCUGGGUAGACUUUGCUGGAACCCUUUUGUUGUAGCACAUGAUGAAAGCCAGCAGCACCUGUUGGAAUGCUUGUGGUGUCUUUACAGUGCAGAACCUGAGAAUCCUGUGGAACAAAAGGCGAAUGACUGGAUUUGGAGCUUGCUGCAGAGUUUGACUAGUGUAGAUCAAGAAGUUAGAAGCUUUAUUCAGAGCUUACAUUUCCCAGAGGAGGACUACCAUCUUAAAUUAUUGAAAAAUGUGGUCACUUCUCUAGUGAAGCAGCUUCAAGACCAUCACUGCGACAGAAGGUCCAUAUCAUUUAGGUUACCACCAGCACGAUGGAGGAAUGUUUCUAUUCUCUGUUUACCUGUUAUCACUUUACCAGAGAUUGUUCCAUUGGUGGAGGCUCUUCUGAAUUGUAAUGAUGGCUUGGAUGAAACUCUCAGCACAGAGUUCCUAGAAUCUGUCAGCAAUAGCCUUCUACAGAGAAAGAUCUUCCUGUCAGAGUCUGCAGUUAUGAACUUAUGGCUGCGUUAUCUUCCUAGUCUAGAACAAGCUAUUCUGCAUCUUACUGAAUCUUUGAUGUCACAUCCAUGUACUUCUUUAGCAGAAGUUGAAGCUAUUAUAGCAGACUCGUUACUGCCAAAAGUAUCAGCCUAUCAUCCUUCGUUGUUUAGGGUAAUUGAUGAUUCUUUCAGGGCCAUUCUAUUGGAGACUGAUGGACAUCCAAAAAUUAUAACCAUUAUACAAGCAUUUACUCGAUGCUUUAUUCAAGUUCUGCCGCAGGUGCAGACUCAGAUGCCACUGAAACUCUACUUUCCACAUAAUCAGCAAUCCCUUGUGGUAGCACUACUGACAGAUCCAUCAGAUGUUUCGUCAGCAGCCUGGUGCCAGCACCUAACCACUGUUGUUCAAAUGCUGAAGAAGAUUGUGCAAGAUGAAAAAGUCAAAGGAACCACUUCAAAUCUCUUUGAAAACUGGUUUUUGCUGGUUCACUGUGGAGACUGGCUAAAUGUUGCCUUACAGCAGCUGAUGACAGCAGAUGACUUCUCCGAGGUUCUGUGGCUUUUGUUGUUCUACAAUAAACCACUUAUGAAAGACCAAGAGGAGAAACAAUUACUGGAGGAGCUGAAAUUUGUGUACAAUCAACUAAAAGUUCUCAGGAACAAAACAGACUUGAAUCCUGAAGAUGUGCAAACUGCAUUAGUUACCAACAAUGUCUCCAUAAAAGGAAGUCAUCUGAAAGAUCUAAUCAAUCAGCUUCUUGUGAGCUUUCUGUUGUUUACAGACAGUGGAAUGGGAAUAGCAAAGGAUUGUGUCCAACUUUUCACCCUAGGUGGAGACUGCUUGGAUGGAGUUUCUCAACUGCUGAUUAGUAUGGCGCACAGAUUACAGAACACAAAACGUGGCAGUUUGAAAGACAGAAUGGCGCACAUCAACAUUGAACUCCUGCAAACUCAGCUUCUGCAAGCCAAAGAAUCAUGAAAAUGCAAUUAUAGUCCAAUGAUUACUUCAUUGUUUUUUGCAAAUGUUUGAACAUUUGUACUAAUACACCAGGUUGUAAGAAAUUAUGGAAGAUAUUCUCUGCAAAUGUAUAAAUAAAGCACACAAGCUAUAAAUAAUCAGGAGCAACAUAAACAAAAUGCUGGAGGAACAGCAUGACAGACCAUCUAUGGAGAACAGUUGAUGUUUCAGGCUGAGACCCUUCAUUAGGACUUGAUGGGAAGGGAGCAGAUGCUGCCUGAGUUGCUGAGUUCCUCCAGUAAUUUGUGUGUUGCUCAAGAUUCUCAGCAGCUGCAGAAUCUCUUCUGUUUAUAAUAAUCUUGAUUCUGAAACCAGCAACAAUAUUGACCUAGAACAAAUUAUAGCCCAGUCAAUGUCAGAUGCUGAAAAAAAGGUUAAAAACACAUGAUUAGACCUCUGUGCUGCUUUAAAAUGAGUUAUCUGCUUUCAUUUUCCAACUGUAUGAUACAGCCUUACUUAAAUAAAGAAAUUUAUAUUGCCCAUUUACACUUUUAUCUUGUACACUGGAUGGUGACAAGAGGCUGUACACUAACAUUUUUCAUUGUUAUUUUUUCAAAGUAAAUUUAUUAUCAAAGUACAUAUAUGUCACUAUUUACAACAAUGAGAUUCAUGUUCUUGCAGGCAUUCACAGUAAAUACAAAGAAACAAUUGGAUCAAUAAAAGAUUACACCCAACAUGAUGGACAAACAACCAAUGUGCAAAAGACAACAAACUGUGCAAAUACAAAAAAAAAAUAAAUGAAUAAACAAUAAAUAUCAAGAACAUGAGAUGAAGAAAGUGAGUCCAUAGGUUGUGGGAACAGUUCAGUGUUGGGUUGCGUGAAGUUCUCCCCUCUGGCUCAAGAGCAUGAUGGCUGAGGGAUAAUACCCGUUCCUGAAUCUGGUGCUGUGGGUCCCGAGACCUCUGUACCUUCUUCCUGAUGGUACCAGUGAGAAGAGAACAUGACGUGGAUGAUGAGGGUCCCUGAUGAUGGAUGCUGCUUUUGUGCAACAGCACUCCUUGUAGAUGUGCUCAAUGGUGGGGACGGCUUUGCCUGCGAUGGACUGAGCAGUAUCCACUACUUUCUGUAGGCUUUUCUGUUCAAGGGCAUUGGUGUUUCCAUACCAAUUUUGCCAGAAGCAUACUUUUUAAAUGGUUGGAAAUGGAACAAUUUCCUGAACUGUGACUAGAACAUUGAAUUUUGACAGAGUGUAUAUUUUUACACUGACAAACUACCAAUCACUGUAUAGAGUGCCAAAACUACUAAAGGUAACCCCACAAUUAGAACAGUCUGUAUCACAAUUUUCUUUAAUGCAAACCCCCAUUGAAUACCAUGUAAUGGCAAUAAGACUUGGAUGUGAAGUUCGUGCAUCUAUUGGAUUAGCAAUCACAGCCAAAGCACUCUUCAUUGGUGGUGCACUUUCUCUGACUUACCUGCGACUACCCAACCAAUUGCUACAGUGAUGUCAUAUCCAAAUCUUACUGCCCCACAACUAAAAAUAAAAUCAGACAUAUCUGUUGUUGCUUUUGCAUUUUGUGUUUACUUGUUUCCCCCCCCCCCAAUAAAUUCCAUUAGUCAACUUUUAUUGUGCAUCUCAGGUCUUUUUGGUAGUGAUUUGUGAAUUCCAUUAGGUUGAAUUUCCAUAACCCAAAUGGUUGUAAAGGUAGGUCACCUGUAUUCUUACAAAAACUCAGAGAAAUAAAACUAAAUACAUUGGAAGCUUCAAUGUAUCCCAGUGUUACCUAAAUGUAAAGAUGAAUAUUAGAAGGUUAUUAGAACAGGUAGCUAUAUAAAAAUGUCAGACUUGCCAAUUAAUACUUUAUAUUCAUUUGCAUGGAAGACAACAUCAUACCAGACCUUUCAUGAAAUUAACAAUGAGUUAAAGGUUAGAGCUCACUAGGGUUACCAUCAUAAAGAAAUCAGUAGAAAAAUAAUUAAGUAGCAAUAAAGAUGGAGAAAUUCAAAGACCUGAAUACAAACCUGAGGUAGAAACCAUACAAAUAAGCAAGAGAUUGCAAGCACUUCAGGAAAUAGAAGUACAGCACAGCACAAUGAAAUUCAUUGCAGUCCAUCAACUGUUUGAAGAGCAAAUCCCUCUCUCAAGCCUGCUCCUUCCAAUUUUUCCAAAACUGUGAUCUCAUUCGAGAGCUUAGAUUUGUAAAGUGUACAUUUCAAGUCAAAUAAGCUGAUAGUUUAGGAGACUGCCUAUCCACAUGAUUGAUGUGCAUUUUCUAAAACCCCUGUUGAAAGUUCCACAGAAGAGCUUAGAUACAAUUAAAGCUCAUUAAAACAAUUUAUUGACCCGCUUUGAGGUCUGGUCAGCAGUAGGGAACAUGGAUUAGAGAUUAUGUUAAAUUCAGCAAUGCCAUUCAGGGGAGAAAUUUUUAAAAACUUAACCACACAAUGGCUGGUAGAGAUGUAAAGUUAUAUCUCAAAAGCAGAUGCUAGUUUAAAUCAAUACAGUUUUAACAUAAUUAUGGAAUUAGGAUACAGGUGAUGAUACUGGCUGGAACAACAAAAUUAUUUCCAUUUCCUCGGAGAAAGGAAGUUAUUCAACAUUUUCAUUGUUUUCCUGAAAAUAUAUUGCAAGAAUGAAACUUUAUCAAAUGGUCUAUCCACCUGAAGUAUAAAUAUGCUGAUUAAUCACCAACAGUGUAACUAUUUCAUAGUAAGCAACACACCUAAAAGCAGUAAAAUAUAAUCAUCUACUCUGAAUUUUAUCACUAAUAUUAUGACCAAAUUCAGGAACUUGCUACCUGAGAACAUUGUGGAAUUCCCCAUUGCCAGAACAGCAAUUGAGGAUGGGCAACAAAUGCUGGUGCUGACAAUACCCUUAUGCUGUACAUUUUUAAAGUUCCUAAUGAAUUCAGAGGAAGGCUUAUUACACUAAGGGUUUCAAAACAAGGACAACAUUAAAUGAUGGCUCAGUUUGGGGAUACAGUAUGAACCUCUAUUAGACCAGGGAGGCUUCUCUUUGCACUGUUUUUUCUUUAAUGUACACAAUCC